UGUUUCCUCCUGCUGUUAAUCAGGCUGCAUCUGCAUUUCUUGGUUUUCCUGUGGCUCAGCUACCUCUGUUGGAAUGGGUUCCAGAAUCAAUGUCACUUCAUCAUCCUCUAGAACUGGAAAAAAAAAGAAUUGUUAGCACUCCAAAAAUCAUAAAAGGGUUUUCCUAUCCCGCAUGCAACCUGCACAUGGCAACGAGGUGACUUCACUGUUCGCAUUUAAAGAAUUACACUACCAUCAAAAACUGAAGAUACUGAGCCAUCAUGCAUUUUAACCUGUUUAAAAAAGCUGAGGCUCCACCACCUGAAUCACAUACUAUGAUGACUAGUACAGAGCCACCAGUUGUAUCACAGGAUAACUCCACAGCUGUGGCUGGGUCUGGUGACAAGAGUGCAGAUACCUUCAGAAAGAUCCAGCAGGAGCUUAUGAAUCAGAUCAACAAGAUUCCAUUGCCUCCCUGGGCCCUCAUAGCAAUAGCAGUUGUGGCUGGUCUGCUGAUCAUUACUUGCUGCUUCUGUAUCUGUAAGAAAUGUUGCUGCAAGAAGAAGAAAGGAAAGAAGGAGAAAGGAAAGGGAAUGAAAAAUGCACUCAAUAUGAAGGAUAUGAAAGGAUCUGGGGGGCAGGAUGAUGAUGAUGAUGAUGAUGCAGAGACUGGAUUAACUGAAGGAGAAGAUAAAGAGGAAGAGGAGAAGGAAGAGGAGAAGCUUGGAAAAUUGCAAUUCUCUUUGGACUAUGACUUUCAAAAUAACCAGAUGCAAGUGGGUAUCAUCCAGGCAACUGAACUUCCAGCAUUAGACAUGGGGGGAACAUCUGACCCUUAUGUGAAGAUUUUCUUUCUACCUGACAAGAAAAAGAAGCAUGAGACAAAAGUGCAUCGCAAGACACUCAAUCCAAUCUUCAAUGAGACAUUUACAUUCAAGAUUCCAUACCAGGAGCUAGGGGGGAAGACUUUGUGUAUGUCCAUCUAUGAUUUUGAUCGAUUUUCCAAGCAUGAUAUCAUAGGAGAAGUAAAAGUUCCUAUGAACACUGUGGACCUAGGUCAGCCAAUUGAAGAAUGGAGAGAUUUACAGAGUGCAGAGAAAGAGGAGCCUGAGAAGUUGGGGGAUAUCUGUAUCUCUCUGCGUUAUGUUCCCACUGCUGGAAAGCUGACCGUCUGCAUACUUGAAGCAAAAAAUUUAAAGAAGAUGGAUGUAGGAGGGUUGUCAGACCCUUACGUAAAGAUUUAUUUGAUGCAAAAUGGAAAAAGACUAAAAAAGAAGAAGACAACAGUGAAAAGCAAGACUCUAAAUCCAUACUUCAAUGAGUCAUUCAGUUUUGAGAUACCCUUUGAGCAGAUCCAGAAAGUGCAAGUUGUAAUCACUGUUUUGGAUUAUGACAAACUGGGUAAGAAUGAAGCAAUUGGUAAAAUCUUCGUUGGAUGCAAUGCCACUGGAACCGAACUCCGACACUGGUCUGACAUGCUGGCAAAUCCACGGCGCCCAAUUGCCCAAUGGCACCCUCUCAAACCUGAGGAGGAAGUGGACAUUGCAUUGGGGUCCAAGAAAUAAGAAACAAACACACACCCCCCUCUUAGUUCCCCUUCCUUUCUCUCACACUCUGCUGUGCAGACUAAGAAUCUAAUAGCACCUACUAUUUACCCACCCAGCUUUUACCACCACGCUGCAAUCAAGCUGUAUUGAAGACACAAAAAGCAGCAAGGGAUUGGGCCUUUAUUUGGUUUAGCAGUGUUUUGGGCUGGAAGAGGCAGUUAUAAUUUAUCAGUUUGGAAUAUUUCCUUAUGGCAACAAAGUCCCUGAAGAUAAUCAAAGACUUUUGGUGGUAGGAAGGUUUUACAAAACAUGUAACCUGAAGAGUUUAUUCUAGAAUAUAUAUAAUAUUUUUUUUUGUGUUCUAAAGGUCAAAUUUAGGCUGCUUCAGAGGUCUUCCAAAGAACUGACAUAUUUCCUAUUACCUAAUUCAAAAAAGCCAGAUAUUGGGAAUAUCUCUUGCAGAAUGAACUGCUGGAAGAAAACUGACGUUGAACACAGGAAAGGUUGAUGUACAUCUGAUUUGAAAACUAUAUCUGCAUGUAAAUAUUUGUUUUUCAUCAUGCUAUAAUAUAAAUCUAGAUAUUUUCAUACAAGCAUAUUUUAUCUAGAAGACAUUAUUCUAGAAAUGUUUUAGUGCAUCUUUAGUUGUUUAUCUAGUGCUCUGUAACAGAAGUUUUUAAAUCCAUUGGUAGGUGUAUCCAGAAUUUUAUGAAUCAGCAAAUUGUUACAGCAGAUUGCUGGAGUAGGCAAAUAUCAAGGGACAUGGAUCAUUGCCGUGACACACAAACCUGAUGAAUUAUUAUAUUACUGUUGAUUGUAGGGACAGUUAUCCUUAUUUCUUGCAACUAGAAAACCUCUUUAACUUAGCAUCUUUGAUGAUAAGAAGUACAAAAUCAAUUGUCUUCCAUUAAUCUGUAAAGUAAAUAAGAAAUAGUGUAAAUUCUCGUGUGUUGGGAGAUAGUAUUAUAAGAAUGUAUUUUUUUAGAAUAUCUUGUUUUUGUUACUUCUCUAUUCUUGGUGUAUUGGUCUUCAAAUGCAAGUGAGGGAUUUUAGAUGUCCAAAUCUUUAAAAUAUUUGUCUUCCAUUCUUCUGUUAGUAGGAGCCACUUGUGCUGUUCCAUUCCUAGGCAAACAAGGCAAUAUCUGAGCCCUGGAAGACUUUCAAAGGGCCUGCAGGCUGGUCAUGGUGGGGUCAGAGCAUUUGAGUAUGUGGGAGCCCCAAGAUUUCUCAAACAUAUUAUGUCAUGUAUAGUGUAUGAUGUCAGAGCCUGUGAGAGAGCUGGUCAGACAGUUUUAAUAUUUGAGUUGGAGUUUUAGAAGUUUAGUUACAUUAACAUAUUUCGCAGUUCUCAAAAAUCUGGUGAGUUACAAUAUAAGUGACAGGUACAAUUCAACUGCAUUCCACAUUAAAGAAUAAAACUCAACCCUGUAAAGGGCUGAGCAGACACAGAAAAAAAUAUGAAAUGCAGUUGUAUCUGAACAAAACCUUAGUUUUAUUCUCUAUUUCCGCCAAGUAUUUUGCCAAGGAUUUGGCCUAUUUAUGUUGCUUUUCUAAUAACAGUAUUAAGUAUAUGCAUAUUUAUAAACAUCUGAAGUCCCUAGUCUUGUCAAAUGUCAUCCAACUAACAACUUUAGUUUCCAACAGCAGAGCAAUUGUACUUAAGUGUGCAUACCCAUAGGCAUUUUUACUUACAUAUAUCAGCGUAACUACAGAGAAAGCAGACCCCAUGGGCAUUGGAGGGCCUGGGGUAUAAGGGGUUUGAAGGGGAUCUGCUUCCUUGGUAGUCUCCACUAAUACUGUGGGGGGGCAAUUAUGCUCUGGUUGAGGGUCACCCGUAACCGCCCCCUUGCAUAGGAUUGCUGAGGGCGCCUGGACAAAGAUUUUUAAAGGGCCACCCCAACGGUACUCCCCUGCCUUAAGAAUGUGAAUUUUAUGACAUUUUGAUGCAUAAGUACUAAGAAACCCAUUUGCAUACAGAAUUUGUUUAUGUUGUUUAUUUAUUAGCAAUUCAUAGUAUAAAUUUCAACUGCUGACAUCAUUAAAAGGAUAGAUUGGCAAAAUCAUAAAACUGCCUACAGCCUAACACUUUUUAGAGAAAAAGUGAACAUGUUUAAGGGGUUGUUCACCUUUGAGAUAACUUUUAGUAUGGUGUAGAGAGUGA
Messenger RNA from Xenopus laevis (African clawed frog), 3687 nucleotides. It is a transcript of the gene syt2.L, whose product is annotated as synaptotagmin-2. The record is from RefSeq and is a predicted model, not a curated record. The transcript has 10 exons. Lineage: Eukaryota; Metazoa; Chordata; Amphibia; Anura; Pipidae. The coding region runs from base 261 to 1544 and encodes 427 amino acids.